UGACGAAACAAGAGGCAGCACCCGGUAGAAAAAACGCCAGCGUACAGCCUUCCCCCAAUAAAUCGUAAACUGAGCGCUUACUCACGCACCAUCUGUUAGGCGUAAUCAUUUCUGCGACUUUAGUCAUUACUCUCGUGACUGAACUGCACUACACGGAAAUAACUUUACGAAUGGUGCGCUAUUCUGUUUUUCGGAGGUAGCCUGCUGAUAUCCGACAAGGGCUGGGGUGCAGUUUCUCGUUAACUGUUCCUUAAAACUGGAGGCAGUUUUAACUUGCCUCUUGGUCUGCGAUUCUGCGAGUUCAGCAAGACGCGUAAGCAACAGAGAAACGACACUCUGGAACUGUACAAUUUUUGAGCUCUGGUUAAGUAGAAAAAUGACUCGCUGAUGAGUUUGGAGGUGCUGUUCUGACAUUUUAUACGCAAGGAAUAAUUCGGCUCGGGCACAGCUUUAUUAAGUCUCUUCCAUUUUCUCUCCGACGUACUAUUUGCGUCAUGACUUCUAGUUAUAUGCAUGUAAUGGACAGACAAGCUACACUACCAAGCCGUCUGGAGAGUCCGAUUACAGCCAAUCUGGAAAAUCUGCAGGCUAAGAAGAACUUCUCUGUUAGUCACCUGUUGGAUCUCGAGGAGGCCGGGGAGAUGGUGGGGACACCAACGGAUGAGAACCCGGGGGAGGCGGGGAGGAGUACGCUGGAGUCUCCGGGACUGACCAGCGGCAGCGAUACUACGCAACACGAGAAUGAGCAACUGACCUCGGAGGAGAAGAAGAAGAGGAAACAGCGGAGGAACAGGACCACCUUUAACAGCAGCCAGCUGCAGGCGCUGGAGAGGGUGUUUGAGAGGACCCACUACCCUGACGCUUUCGUCAGAGAGGACCUCGCGCGCAGGGUCAACCUCACCGAGGCACGCGUGCAGGUUUGGUUUCAGAACAGACGAGCCAAGUUCCGCAGGAAUGAGCGAGCGAUGCUAGCCAGCAAGAAUGCGUCCCUCCUCAAGUCCUACUCCGGGGACAUGACAGCAGUGGAGCAGCCCAUCGUGCCCCGCCCUGCCCCUCGACCCAACGACUACAUGUCCUGGGGUACCUCCUCCCCAUACAGCACCAUGGCAACCUACCCGCCCACGUGCGCCAGCACCAACACUUCACAGGGGAUGAACAUGGCCAACAGCAUCGCCAACCUCCGCCUGAAGGCCAAGGAGUACAGCCUGAACCAGGUGCCCACCGUCAACUAAGGGAGAGAGCGACACUGAGGGGAUUAGCAGGGUAACAGUCACCCCAGAGAGGCCCAACACGGAGCGGCAGGUUCCAGGACUGGCAGCGGGGACGCCGGUGACUUGCUGAAAUCUACACCAGAGGCUUCCUCCUGCUGGCUCGUCGUCUUACCGAAGAAUGUUUUCUUUUCUAUUUUGCAUUGUUUUUGUUAUGGGACAUGAAGAGAGACCAAAAAAUGAACUAAAUAUGAACAUGAACAUGUUUUUCAAGAACUGACUUCAAAAUUUCAAAGUGUAUUCAUUCACAGUGCAGUGACUGAAAAUAUAUAUAUUAGUUUGAAAAGGCAAUGGAGAAAGCAGCUUCAGCCUUCUCAUAGUAACCUUUGGAGGUAACCCGAGGUUUAUGCCAACAGCCCCUGGACUGUAAUGCACUCUUUUAUCAGUGGAGCAUGAAUAUAUCAUUGGAUUUAGACCAAGAACUAUGGCAACCAUUCAGAGUUUGGAGAAAUAUAAAGGGAUGUAGAAGUACAGGCCUGCCUCCUGAUUAUAGACCGAGAGGCUCAAAGCCAUUUCAAGCCAUUUUUUUAAAGCAAUUUUUUCAUUCUUUUUUCCCAAUUUGGAAUGUGCCACUGACAUGUAAAUGUAAAAAAUGCAUUGUUAUUGAUCAAAUGUACAAAAUGUAUUUGUCCAAGAUGAUUUACAUUGAAGUUCAUGUACAUGACCUUGGAAAACCCAAGAUUUAGCUUUCUCAUUGUAUAUAUCUUGAAUAUCUUUAUUUGUACCAAGAAAAAUCUACAUAAUAAAAACCCACUUCAUGUAAUAUAAUGAACCUAUGUUUUAAGACUGAUGGUAUAUGUUUGGCUUUAAAAUCAGAAUAGGAAAAUGUUCAACUUACUGAAGUUGUGUGAGAACUUAACUGCUUCGUUACUUAGUUACUGGAAGGCUCCCGUGUCAACAAGUGCCUAUUCUUUUUUUAUAACAACUACCCUUUUAUGGGCUUUUAGAAGAACAGUGAUAGAAGAUUGAGGAAAAAAGAGAUUUUUUAUUAUCUAUGUACAACACCAGUAAAAUGUUUACUCAGAAUAAAUAUCAAUGGAACAAUUGUA
Molecule: messenger RNA, 2317 nt
Organism: Conger conger (European conger)
Lineage: Eukaryota; Metazoa; Chordata; Actinopteri; Anguilliformes; Congridae
Product: paired mesoderm homeobox protein 1-like
Exons: 4
Coding region: 495-1232 (245 amino acids)
Biological process (GO): regulation of DNA-templated transcription
Molecular function (GO): DNA binding; DNA-binding transcription factor activity, RNA polymerase II-specific
Source: RefSeq, a predicted model, not a curated record